GGAGGCUGGAGCUGGUAAAAGCCCGUCCUCCCCCGUGGUUUCGGUCACCUCCUCGCUUUCCUUCUUCACUUGGUAUCUAACGCAAUCAGCGGGGAACCCCAAACCCUAAUCCUCUCCAUCCGCGACGCCGGAGACAGCCGUGUCGGAGCUCGGUUCUCGGGGUUCUGCAUCGAUUCUGUUAUCUAGGUUUCUCAGAUGGGCGAUCUCAAGGAGGUUUUCCGCUCCCUCCAAGAACUCUUCCCUCAGGUUGAUCAUCGUAUACUGAAGGCUAUCGCAAUUGAGCACCGUAAAGAUGUUGAUUCCGCGGUGGUUGCUGUCCUUGAUGAAGUCAUGCCAUCCAUGACUGGUUCGGCUGGAGCUUUGUCUACCCAUCGAGAAGGGUUGCCAUCUAUGGAUGAUUCUGUUGGGAAUUUGUUUGCUAAUCGCAGCACAUGUGAAGUGGGAAGUUCAUCGUCUGCUGGACAUGAUAUACAUAUCGAUGAGAUUGAUGUAAGUGUUCACUCUGCGCAACACACUUCUUCUGGGGAGGUCAAAACUUGCAAGCAAGAAAACAUAAACAUUGAAUAUGUGGGAAGAGUUGCAUCAAUCGAAGGGGUCAGUGAGCAACUAAAUCUACAUUCUGAUCCUAUCCCAAAUGACGGUCAGCAUGAUUUGAUUCCCAACCUUGAUGUGCUAUCUUCAAAUACCAAUCCAGAGAAACAGUUGGCUAACACAGAUAAUGAAGUUGGAUACGGUGGAUUGUCAAGUGAAUGUUUUUCUCAACCACCGACAGGGGAAGACGGUGGUGAUAUCCCACAAUCCCAUGAUCAAGAUCCUAAUAAGAUUAUUCCAGUUGGGGAUUACUUCCCCCAGAACACUUCAAUGAAGUUCUUCAGUGGUUAUGAGGACAUAAAUUUUGAUGAUGACCUUUUGCCUCUUGGUUCUAAUGAUCAAAUAUCUUCUGGAAUUUUGGGUACUGAAAAAGAUUCUUUUGCACCUGUGCUGGAUGUUCCUGGCCGAGAUAAAGAAGAAUCCUCAGUUGGGACUUCUGGAUUUAUAGAACAGAAGGACACCAGCAGUGUUGCAGAUAUGCUUCCUGAUCUUAAUUUGAAUCAUUUUGCUUCUACGGCUUCAGCUCACUCAAGCCAUUCUGUUAGUAUUGAGUCUCUUGAGGAUUCUGUUGCUGAUGCCAGAAGCAAUAAGAAUGAUCUGUUACCUUCUCUAGAGUUGGUUACAAAAAUGAUAGAGGAUGUUGAGCUUCUUGAAGAAAAGGCUAAAGUAGCCAAGCAUGAAGCAUCUGUUGCUGGGACAGGCAUUCUGACCAAAGUUGAGGAGCUCAGAGAAAUGUUAACUCAUGCAAAGGAAGCAAAUGAUAUGCAUGCUGGCGAGGUUUUCGGUGAGAAAGCUAUUUUAACCACAGAGGCACGUGAGCUUCAAUCACGACUUCAGAGGCUUUCAGAUGAGAGGAAUAAAUAUCUGGUGAUAAUUGAAGAGAUACGCCAAACUCUUGAUGAAAGAUUGGCUGCUGCACAACAAGAAAUUGCAGCAGCUGAGAAAGAAAAGAUUGAAAAGGAGGCUGCUGCUCAGGCACUACUUGAUGAACAGGAAAAGACGAUGAAUUCUAUUGUUGAAGAAUCAAGAAAGCUGCAGAUAGCAGCUGAGGAGAACCUGAAGUUGAAGGAAUUCUUGGUUGAGCGGGGGCAAAUUGUUGAUAUGCUGCAAGGUGAGAUGGCCGUGAUCUGUGAGGACGUUUCGUUGCUCAAGCGAGUGGUGGAUGAGCGCCUAUCAUUGAGCAAGUUGCAGCGCUCAGCUAUGUCGAGCCUCUCUUCUUCACUGCAUUCUUCUCAACACAAGAGCUGGACUUCCUCGGAUAGGACUACUGAAGCAAUGGAGUCUCCAGAUAAGCGCACCCUUGUUGAACCUGCAAGCCCAGUGUGCAAAGAUCUGGAUGGCGAUGACGACGAGUGCACUGUGGAAGUGUCAUAUGGCAACGACACUGGUAAAGGUAUCUUGAAGCGCGUGAAUUCCAAGGAGGACGGUGAUGGAUGGGAGCUUUGCUGAAGAUGUUCAGGAAUAGCGGCCUUGCCAGAUGAUGCUGAACUGCUGAAGCAUAGAAAAUAUGAACUAGCAAUAAUGGUGUAUAAACGUUUUACUAGUCCGGUGCUAAUCUAGUCGUUUUCAUAUGAAAUCGGCGAACUGUCGUGGAACUGAGUCACUGGCUCACCGCAGCAGUAUGUGAGAUGAGUCCAACUGCAGCUUGAUGUGGUAUAUAUAAAAGUGAACAUUUCAGCUGCCUCUGCUGCCGAAAUUUUAAGUUGUUUCUAA
Sorghum bicolor (sorghum) is the source of this 2304-nucleotide messenger RNA. RefSeq lists its product as uncharacterized. Gene Ontology annotation, molecular function: ubiquitin binding. NCBI's taxonomy places the organism in Eukaryota, Viridiplantae, Streptophyta, Magnoliopsida, Poales, Poaceae. The transcript is spliced from 8 exons. The record is from RefSeq and is a predicted model, not a curated record. The coding region runs from base 196 to 2040 and encodes 614 amino acids.